AGGAUCCCCAUGCAGAGGAGUUUGAAGACAAAGAGUGGACCUUUGUCAUUGAAAAUGAAUCGCCGUCGGGUCGUCGGAAAGCGCUGGCCACCAGCUGCAUUAACAUGAAGCAGUAUGCCAGUGCCAUGCCCACACAGACAGACGUCAAGCUCAAGUUCAAGCCGCUGUCCAAGAAAGUGGUUUCAGCAACACUGCAGUUCUCCCUGUCCUGCAUCUUUCUGCGAGAGGGCAAAGCCACUGAUGAAGAUAUGCAGAGUCUGGCCAGUCUGAUGAGCAUGAAGCAGGCUGAUAUUGGUAAUCUGGAUGAUUUUGAGGAAGAGAAUGAGGAAGAUGAGGAGAACAGAGUGAACCAGGAGGAGAAGGCCGCCAAGAUCACAGAACCAUCUCCUAAGCCCCAUGUGUGGUCCACUAUCAGAGAUCAAGAGCCUGUAUAUGAUCAGAACACCUCUUAUCCUUCAAACCCAUUUGAUGAGGCUGACAUAGAAAUGGACUCUCCUCAACAUGGCAACCCGUUUGAUGAACCUGAACCCGAACCCCAGCCUAAAGUUUCUCCACCCAGAAGCAGCAAGAGGAAGAAUGUCCGGCCGGUGGACAUGAGCAAAUACCUGUACGCCAACACGACCAAGACAGAGGAGGAGGAGCUAGAUGAAUCAAACCCAUUCUAUGAGCCCAGAUCCUCUGGUGCAGUCACAUCCGAGGUAGACAGCAGCAUCUCCGAGAAGAGCACCAAACGCCAGGCCCCUCUGCCUCCUAGUGCUGGACCCAACCCUGCUGUGGCCCCUGGAGGCCCUGUACCAAAGACCUCAGCUCCUGAAGGAACACCCACUCCACAGGCUCUGGCACCCUCAGCUGUCUCAGCUGUUAUAGGUAGAGAGUUGACCUCGUCCUCACCCAAGCCCAGUCCAAUUCCUAGUCCUGUUCUUGGUGGGAGGCCGAAUGCAAGUCAGUCCCUGUUGGCCUGGUGCCGUGAGGUCACAAAAAACUACAGAGGCGUCAAAAUCACCAACUUCACCACUUCCUGGAGGAAUGGACUGGCAUUCUGUGCCCUGUUACACCACUUCAGACCCGACUUAAUUGACUACAAGGCUCUCAAUCCUCAAGAUAUUAAAGAAAACAACAAAAAGGCAUAUGAUGGCUUCGCCAGUCUGGGAAUCUCUCGGCUUCUGGAACCGUCUGACAUGGUUCUACUGGCGAUCCCGGAUAAGCUGACAGUGAUGACGUACCUGUAUCAGAUCCGGGCACAUUUCAGCGGAGAGGAACUCAAUGUUGUGCAGAUCGAAGCCAACAGCAGUCGUAGCACAUACAAAGUUGGAGACUUUGAAACGGAUACAAACAGUUCUAUCGACCAAGACAAGUUCUACGCAGAACUUAAUGACGUUCACCAAGAGCCCAACAAUCAGGGUGCCGCAGCAACCAAUGGUGGGCAUGGUGUUAAAGAAGAGCAGGAAGUUAAGUCAGUCAUGACAGUUGGGGGAUGUGGUUCUCUAUCCACCUCCCCAGGGAAAGUUCUAAAAGAUGUAGCUCCAUCUUUACGGGCGACUACAGCAGACCGUGACUCUCCAGUAGCUACAACGAUCACUGAACCUCACCCACGAUCCGCCCAAAGCACCAGAACCAACCUGGAGACCUCCACCAGCCAACCUCCCGCUGCAGAACAGAAAAAACUCCUCAAAGCCGAUACACUGGACAUGGGUGAUCUGUCUCACAGGCUGGAGAGAGAAAAGGAGAGAGGGCAAUCAGGUGGGUUGACCGCUGCUGACACCAGAGACUCCAGGGAGCAGCACGAGACCCCACGGCCUGGUGAAAGACAAAUUGAAUCUGGGUCACCCACGUGGCAGACCAGGUCUUCUCUAACGAACACACACAAACUGGGCUUCACGUAUAACAGAGACACUGAUCUUAUCAAGAAGAAGAGAGCGAGUUUGCGCCACUCUGAAUCUGACAGCAGUGCCCAGACCAACCACACACACACACCUGCUAAACUCACACAGGAAGUCAUACCCGCCCCAGUGUCUAACACCAGUGAAGAGAAGAAGGUCCUGUCUCGUCAAGAGGAGCUGAAGGAGAGGGCCAGGCUGCUAUUGGAACAGGCCCGUAGAGAUGCUGCCAUGAAGGCUGGAAACAAAAGCACCACUAAUGCACAGUCACCUACACAAACUCCACAGAUUAUUGAUGAGCGUGAUGAAGAACGGCGCAGGCAGCUGCGAGAGAGAGCCAGGCAGCUGAUAGCGGAGGCUCGAUCUGGAGUAAAGAUGGCUGAACUGCCUCUCUAUACUGACUCCACCUCUAUAGCCUGUAGUGCAGCUGGGAACAACUUAAAAGGAAGGUCAAAGACAGCUGGAGACAUUGUGGAUGGGAUGAGUGUGGAGGGUGAGGAUGAGGAGAGCAGGAGUGAUAUUGAGGCGGCGGCAUCAUCUCAUGCUGAUGAUGUCACUCAUACUAACCCUGAGGAGGAACUGUCGUCUUCAUGUCUAAUGGAGGAUGAUUUUACUAACACUGCCAGUGACCUGGCCGCUCUGGGGAGGGAGAGGGAUGCUGGGAGACGAGAACAGGACCCACAUGAAAAGCUUCCUCACCUCACUUUCAUCUCUAGCCCAGAUGAGAGAAAGAGUGAGAGAGAGAGGGCAAGGCUAAACCUGCUUGUGAAAGGUGUGAUGAACAGCAGGCAUGUGGACCUGAAGCUCAAGAAGCUCACAGAGAUUCGGCCACAGGGUGGCAGCUCUCCUUCAUCUUCAUCAUCUUCCUCAUCGCUGACGGCAUCCAGUACUUCACCCCUUAGCCCUGAGUCAGGCGGCAUGCAGAAUAAUGUUGAUGAAUUGCAUGCAGAGCGUCUUCGCAGGGCAACGGAACGUCUGCGCAGUCCCGUUGUCUUUCACAAGGAGUCUGCAGUUAGGAAAACACAGCUCAAAUCAUUCAGCCAAUACGUAGAGACCAGGCCAGAGGUUAAAAGGCAGAGAUCAGUGCCUGAAGAUCUAAAGCGGGCAGCCGAGGAGAGAGGAGCUUUGACAGAGACAGAAGGACGAAAGCCAAGUGAAGAUGAAAAACCGUUCAAAGACACCAGUCAGUACGUGGUGGGAGAACUGGCGGCGCUGGAGAGUGAGCAGAGGCAGAUCGACACGCGGGCCUCGCGUGUGGAGAAGCGUCUGCGCUAUCUCAUGGACACAGGCAAUAAUAAGGAAGAGGAAGAAUCCAUGAUGCAGGAAUGGUUUACGCUUGUCAACAAGAAGAAUGCUCUGAUCCGCCGACAGAACCAGCUCUCUCUGCUGGAGAAGGAACACGAUCUGGAGAGACGCUUUGAGCUGCUGAACCGAGAAUUAAGGGCAAUGCUGGCGAUUGAAGACUGGCAGAAGACAGAGGCGCAAAAGCGCCGAGAGCAGCUGCUGCUGGAUGAGCUGGUCAUACUGGUCAACAAACGUGAUGCGCUGGUCCGAGACCUAGACGCCCAGGAGAAAGAGGCUGAGGAGGAAGACGAGCACCUGGAGAGAACCCUGGAACAGAACAAAGGCAAGAUGGCAAAGAAAGAGGAGAAGUGCGUUCUUCAGUGACGGUCAAAAAAGGAGCAAGAUGACAUACACUACAAAAUCUUGAAAUGUAUUUGUGUCAUAGAGACCACAGCAUACACCUUAUCAUUGUUGUUUUAAAUCUUCAUAUGUAGAUCUUUUUGUUAUCACUAAGGGCUUAAGAACUGCUGAAUGCCCCGAGAUGCAUCCUGUUUUAUUAAUACCUGAGAUUUAUUAUUUAACAUACACAAAUACAAAAACUUUAUUAUUAUUAUCAUUAGGUUUGGUUUGUUGGAUUUCACAAACAAGGUACUUAAGGAACUAAUAUUUGAGGAGAUGCAAAGCUGUACAAUUUCAAAAACUUUGACUAAAUGGUUAUAUCCAUUAUAAUACAGAUUAAUCUGAACACUAAGGCAUUCACAGCCUUCCGAAUGUGUUUCUCUUUCUUACAGGAAAUUAUUACUCAAAGUUUCGGUACAGCAUUUAACCUGGGACAUUUUUUUUAUUUGUGAAUAGGAUUGGGUUUCAAAAUCAUAUCACAUUUCAGUUUUAAGAAAAUCUUAUCAACAUGUUCUUCUCUCACAAGUGCUGAAAUGUUUUAAUUACUUAACUUUCUUAGUGUAGAAUAUUUGAGAAGGGGGACUUGUUGCGUUUAAAAUAUAUUUAGUGUUUUUUUAUGUUUAAUAUGUUUACCAAACAUGUUAGAGCUUGCUUUAGUGAGAGGAGUGAAAUACUGCGAGUGCAUAUAAAAAAUAAACGGUCAUGUUGUACAUUUCAUUUUACUGUUGGAGGCUUAAAAAAGCUUGAAAAAAAAAUUUAUUUUCAGAAGCAGUCACGAUCAGUGUAAUUUAUUACCAUUUGCUUUUAUUAAAGUUUGAGACGUUUUUAAAGUAACCAUCUUCACAAUCCUGUACAUUUGCUCAAGGACUUCAAUAUUUAUUGUAUAGUUUAGAAGGGGGGCUUUUCUUGUCUGCAUAUUUCAGUUUCAGGUCUUUAUUGUAUGAGCAUCACCUGUUUAUUUAUUCCACUAUAAAUAUCACUGUUCAAUAAAAUCCAAAUGAUUUCAUACUCGAAUUAAACACUUCGUGUGGGUUUGGUUACUAAUGGAUUUGGCCUUGUGCCCCUACAGCAAAUGUUGUGUGCCAUUUUUUUUAAGCUGAUACUGAAUGAACCUAGAAUUAAAAAUGUUU
Sinocyclocheilus grahami is the source of this 4690-nucleotide messenger RNA. RefSeq names its product EH domain-binding protein 1-like. NCBI's taxonomy places the organism in Eukaryota, Metazoa, Chordata, Actinopteri, Cypriniformes, Cyprinidae. Gene Ontology annotation, molecular function: protein binding. The record is from RefSeq and is a predicted model, not a curated record. The transcript has 21 exons. Bases 105 to 3545 code for a protein of 1146 amino acids.